CUGCUCAAAAGUGGGUAUUUUCCUCUCCUUUGACACUCUCUCCACACCUUUUUCUCUCUUGCUUUUUCCAUUUCUUUGUGUUAUGGAUACUACUCUGUGGCCAAAGGAUAUUGGGGUUUCGCCGAAGGAGGUUGAAAUCUCAAGGCCAGCCAUAGAAAAGAAGCCAAGGCCUGAAAAGGAACAAGCUUUGAACUGUCCAAGAUGCAAUUCUACAAACACAAAGUUCUGUUAUUACAACAAUUACAGUCUCUCUCAGCCAAGAUACUUUUGCAAGACUUGUAGGAGGUAUUGGACAGAUGGGGGAUCUUUGAGAAAUGUUCCAGUGGGUGGCGGUACAAGAAAGAACAAGAGAUCUUCUUGUUCAUCGUCAUCAUCAGUUUCAUCAAAGAAAAUUCCAGAUCUGACCCCACAAAUUUUUUCUUCUCAAAACCCUAAGAUUCAUGAUGGGCAUGACUUGAAUUUAGCUUAUCCACCCACUAGUAGUCAUUAUAAUGGAAUAUCAGAAUUUGUUACUUUACCUUUUGGUGAUCACAUGAAAACCCUAAAUCCAGGAAACCCUAAUUCUUCGUCUUCUGCCAAUUCAUCUCAUUUUCCAGUUAUGGAAUUUCUCAAGGCAGGGAUCACCUCAAGAGGACUGACCAAUACUAUUAUGCCGGUGCCGGUUUCGGAUUCCAACACAAUGUAUACAUCUGGAUUUUCUUUGAAUACUGAAUUCAAGCCAACCCUCAAUUUUACCCUGGAUGGACUUGAAAAUGGUUAUGAAAAUUUGCAAGGAGUUCAAGAUCAUACAAACUCAUCAAGGCUUCUGUUUCCGUUUGAGGAAUCGAAGCUGGUCGCACCGACUGAAUUUGAGCCAGAAAGAGCGCAAGGAGAAUCCAAUGGGUACUGGAAUGGGAUGUUAGCUGGAGGGUCAUGGUAAGGUCGACCAAAUAGUUCAGUCAUGUUCAAUAUUGCGUAGUAGACGUAUUCGAGGAAAACUAUGAGUGUGGAGUCAUUAUCUUUUGCUUGCUUUUUUACAUGGGGAGUGACAUAUUGAUUUUGUUUGAGGUAUGAUCAAAACUAACAGAUUGUGUGCACGUGUUCAUUUCAUCUUUCUUUCUGAGCUUUUGGAUUAUUUUCCAAAUUUCAUCUCGUGAUUGAUUACUUUUGUUCGCCAGAAUUUGCCGUUUCAUAUAUAUGUAAAUGCAAUAAUCUUUCUUUAA
Molecule: messenger RNA, 1202 nt
Organism: Olea europaea var. sylvestris
Lineage: Eukaryota; Viridiplantae; Streptophyta; Magnoliopsida; Lamiales; Oleaceae
Product: dof zinc finger protein DOF4.6-like
Exons: 2
Coding region: 83-919 (278 amino acids)
Biological process (GO): regulation of DNA-templated transcription
Molecular function (GO): DNA binding; DNA-binding transcription factor activity
Source: RefSeq, a predicted model, not a curated record